Molecule: messenger RNA, 2953 nt
Organism: Betta splendens (Siamese fighting fish)
Lineage: Eukaryota; Metazoa; Chordata; Actinopteri; Anabantiformes; Osphronemidae
Gene: smpd1
Product: sphingomyelin phosphodiesterase 1
Exons: 8
Coding region: 304-2112 (602 amino acids)
Biological process (GO): sphingomyelin catabolic process; ceramide biosynthetic process
Cellular component (GO): lysosome
Molecular function (GO): acid sphingomyelin phosphodiesterase activity
Source: RefSeq, a predicted model, not a curated record
GGCACGUGACGAGUCAGCUGAUCGCCGCGGAGCCCUGCUCCGCUCCGGUCCCGUUGAACCUUUACGCUGGGGGAGCGACGGCGACCGGGCGAACGGCGGUGCUCGGCCUGACAGCUCGCUAGCUAGCGAGUUGGCUAGCUGGUUCGUUAGCAGCGGGUUCAUUAGUUAGCUAGCUUGGUAGCCGGAACGACUUCGUCAGUGUGCGAGUCAUUUAUCGGCACGUUGACGCCUUUUGUAGCAGCGGGUGUUACUUCCUUAACGCUGCUCGCUGUCUUUGUUUUGGCGAACGGUCGUCGGAGCGCGAUGACUUUCCAAACGCGGCUGCUCCGCUGCGGGCUGAUAACCGCCUCCCUGGUGUUACUGGCGCCGCUGUUUGGGUCCUGUCACCCGCCACGGAGCCCGGGGGAACCCGCGGUGGUGUUGAUGGAGCGGCUCGUGCACCCGGGAGUCCGGUUUAACUGGAGGAACGUCUCCUGCCCCCUGUGCAAAGCGCUCUUCACCAUCCUCGACGUCGCUCUGCUGAGUGACACAAAUGAAGAGCGUGUGGCGCGUGCCGUAGGCGAGGCUUGUAUCCGUCUCCAUCUGGCCGAUGAGCAGGUGUGUAUCGAAAUAACCGAGCUGUUCAGGACCGACUUCAUCCGGGCGCUGCAGGAGUCUCUGCUGUGGCCCACUGAAGCGUGUGCUCUGCUGGUGGGUCCUUCCUGUGGCAAAUUUGACAUCUAUGCACCCUGGAACAUCACCUUGCCUAAGAUCCCUAAGCCCCCAGUUACCCCUCCCUCCCCUCCUAAACCCGGCUCGCCAAAGAGCAGGGUCUUGUUUCUAACGGACAUCCACUGGGACCAGGAGUAUGAAGCUGGCAGUGGGGCAGAUUGCAAGGAGCCUCUGUGCUGUCGUAACAAAUCAGGUUCUCCCAGCUGGAAGCAGAGGAAGGCCGGGUACUGGGGAACCUAUGGAAAGUGUGACCUUCCUCUCCGGACAGUGGAGAAUGCCCUGGAGAAUGUUGCCAAAGCCGGACCCUGGGACUGGGUCUACUGGACUGGAGACAUACCAGCGCACAAUGUGUGGUCUCAGACCAGAACACAGCAGCUUUCAGAGCUUAAAAUCGUCUCCAGGCUCAUCAGAAAACACCUGGGACCUCAUGUGGCAGUUUACCCGGCUGUAGGAAAUCAUGAGAGCACCCCGGUGAAUAGCUUCCCACCACCCUUUAUUCAUGGAAACAGGUCGUCCGCCUGGCUUUACGAUACGAUGGCAGAGGAAUGGGCAGCGUGGUUACCAGAGCAGGCUUUGAAGACUCUGAGGUAUGGAGGAUUCUACACAGUGGAGGUUGAGCCUGGUCUGAGGGUCGUUUCCCUCAACAUGAACUUUUGUGCUCGGGAAAACUUCUGGCUGAUGGUGAACUCGACUGAUCCUGCUAACCAGCUGCAGUGGCUGGUCCACACUCUCCAAGACAGUGAGGACAAGGGAGAGAAGGUGCAUAUUAUUGGUCACAUACCACCUGGAUUAUGUCUGGGCAGCUGGAGCUGGAACUACUAUCACAUUGUCAACAGAUAUGAAAGUACAAUUGCCGGGCAGUUUUUCGGCCAUACACAUGUGGAUGAGUACCAGAUGUUUUAUGAUGAGGCUACAAUGACCCGUCCUCUGGGAGUAGCUUUUAUUGCUCCUAGUGUCACCACAUACGUAGAUCUUAACCCAGGAUAUCGUGUCUACUAUGUCGAUGGAAGCUACGAAAGCAGCUCUCGACUGGUGCUUGACCAUGAAACCUACAUCAUGAACCUUACAGAAGCAAAUCAGAGCCCAGAGCCGCCACACAACCCCGAACCAAACCCCAAGUGGACCCUUUUGUACCGUGCCACAGAGGCUUAUGGUGUACCCACUAUGUUCCCGUCUGAUUGUGAUGGUCUGAUUCGGACCUUCAUUAAUAAUGACAGAGCCUUCCAGAGGUUCUGGUACUUGCGGUUCAAAGGACAUGUGUCAGGGCCCUGUACGGAAACCUGCAAAACCACAGCACUCUGCUUCUUAAAAAGUGGGCGGUACGAAGAGCUGGAGAAGUGCGACAUGCUCAAUGGUUUUGGAGGAAGUUUGGUCCGGGCGGCCAGAAAUACACUUUGUUGAAGUGAGAAAGCUUGGCAUAAAGGGCUGGGAUUAAAAGCAAUAUGACCAAAUAUGAAAUCGAACCUAAAAAGUUAAUUUGGCCUGCUGUUUGUAGGUCAACGCAUGAAAUCCAAGUGCUCAACAGUUUAUGUGGCUUUUAAAGAUUUGACAGUGAAUGUCUGAUUACACCUGCUGUUAUUAGAAACCUUUCCAGUCUAAUUGUGUAAUUACUGUUUGUAAGAGAUGUUCUGUUUACAUGAAAAUAACACCAUGGCAGAGGUGAAGUGGGUUGUCAUGAUUUUGGCACUUCUGCUUUUUACUGUGUGCCUUGAAUCAGGGAAAAUGUUUAUUUGUAACGUGUCUGUCAACUCUUAAAUAUGCUAAAAUGCUGCAACGUAUAGAUAAUCUCAUGCAAUUAUCUGGAGGCUUGUUCUAAUGUAGUUUUCUAUUCAUCAGUUCUCAUCACACACACAAAGAAGUUUGCGCUUACUGACCCGUCAACAUUAUGGGAACUAAAUUUGUCAUAUUUUAGUAGGCCAAUUUAUUGAAUGAGAUAGAAUAAUGGACUUCAGCCAUUAUUUAUAAUGUGAGCUUUGCUUAAAUUCCACCUUGUCAGGAUAGAGUUGUCUGUGGACUGUGCAGAAUCUUCUGCCUCAGCACAACUGUAGAAAUAAAGUCUGCAUCAGUAUUUUUAGUUCAAAAGUUCACAUUUGUCUGCACUUUAAUUCUUCCAUUGACUGUACGUUGACUAAUUUAGAGCAUGUUGGGGAAGUCAUAAAACAUGAGCAUGACAAGAAAUGCACCUUGUAAAAUGAGCAAUAAUGAAGAGAUUGUAUAAAUUAUGAAUAAACACUGAAAAUCC